GAUCGCGUAUAUAUACAUAUAUAUACAUAUAUACUUCUUGGAAUCAUGAAUAUUAUAUCCCUCUAUCUGUCUGUCCAUUUAUUAUACAACAACCACUUCUCUUCUUCUUCCUCCUCUUCUCUUAAAUAAAAUUGCUUCACAUUACAUUAAUGUAUCAUGAUUACAUGAAUGAAUCUCAAUCAUCUAUGAUUAAAUGAAACAAAGCACAAAACCUCCCCAUCCAUAACAUAAACACACACAAAAAAUGGCCCCUUUACCUCUACCCCCAAGACACGCCCAAGCUUCAAACCUCUCUUCUUCAUCUCCACUGCGUCAUUUCAGCCUCAAUCUGGUCUUAGCAAAAGAUUCCAUUCUGAUAAAUAGUUAUCAACCGCCACCACGUAAAGCAAGACUAAGACGACUACCGUUGAAUUUAGUGCGUUUACCUAUUUUAGAGGAAUUGGAUGGGAUGAGUACACUUUUGGUCUCAAAGGCUAGAAAGCCCAAAUUCGAUUUAGUCCUUAAAUUAAUAGAUCUCAACAACGUCCCUCUAACUAGUGGAACCGUAUACAUAAAAUGGCACAUCUCUUCCUCUGUUGCCUCCGAACAUGCAGGACAAACUCCUCGCUCUCCCAUUAAAGAACAUAAAGUUCAAUGGGAUUACACUCGAUCCAUCCCCGUCCGUCUCACAAUCGAUAAAUCCAACUAUCUUUCCGAAUGUCUUAUCCAUUUCGAAGUUAUUCAAGAUUAUAAUUCCGGGGCUACCUCGAAGGGAGAACGGGUCACUCUAGGACAUAUUACGUUGAAUUUGGCGGAAUAUGUGGAAGAGAGCGAAGUGGAAGGAGAAGAGGGAGUGGUGAGGAGAUAUUUAAUGCAGGAUAGUAAGAUCAAUAGUACGGCAAAGAUUGGGAUCAGUAUGAGACAAGUAGAAGGGGAGAGAAAUUUCGUAGCGCCAACAUUAAAGAGUGCACCCGUUUUUGGAGGGAUCGCGGGAAUUAUGAAGGGCGAGACGGGAGAUAAUGGUGAUGAUAUUGGUAAUAUGCCACAACUUCAAAAAUCCUCCGAUAAAUCCGAUCUGCACGACAUGUAUCGACGCGCCCUCGCAGCCUCUUGGACGUGUUCCCCUGGCGAAAUGCCCGCAGAUGAAUGCGUCGAAGAUAUAUUCGCCGGAGGAGAUGGCUGGAAACGCGAUCCGGGUUCCCAUUCAACUUCCCAUUUCGAUAACGACUACCAUCGAGACCUACGAGACACGCCUCGGAUUGUCCAUGAUGAUAGGGAGUUAAGCGCGAGUGGAGGAAGCGGAGAAGAUUUGAGAAGGCAUAGGAGGAGUCCUAGUGAUGCGAGUCAGAAGAGCAAUCUAACUACAGCAUCUUCUAUUCCAGGCGGAGGUGGAAAAAUGGGAAGAGUUGAUGGGAGAGGGCAUCGAUAUAAAAGAAGUAACGACACGACACGCAGUGGUGUUUCAUCAAGUGGAGGCAGGAGCGUGAGUGCGCAAUCGGGACUUUCGAGUAUGGGGGAUAGAGAUGAUGAUAUUUCGAUUAUGGGGACUGGAGAGAGGGGAAGACAGGGGAGAGGUCUGGGCCAUAUCCCGGGAAAUCAUCAUGGGUAUGUGAGACCGAGGGAAGUGGAUGAAUUUGAUAUGAGAGAGGAUUUGGUGGCGUGGAAGUUACCUGGGGAGGUUUCUUAGAUGGUCACGGAGCGGAAAGGGGACUUGUGUAUAGAUAGACGGUAGAUUGGACUGGGUGUAUAUUGGAUGGCGAAAAAGAAUAGGCCGGCUUCCGUUUGGGCUUGCGUAUAUAUGGAGUUUAUGGUAUUUCUAGCUGGGGCAUGGCUAAGGAAGAUCGGAGAAGCAUAACAUGCAUGGAUGGGUGGAUGGAUGGAGGAACCACGGAAAAAUAAAUUGGCUGGUUUUUAUCA
Molecule: messenger RNA, 1896 nt
Organism: Botrytis cinerea B05.10
Lineage: Eukaryota; Fungi; Ascomycota; Leotiomycetes; Helotiales; Sclerotiniaceae
Exons: 5
Coding region: 245-1666 (473 amino acids)
Source: RefSeq, a predicted model, not a curated record